AUGGAAAUGCAUAAUAAUGGGAGAGAUGAUCAUGGCUUCAUCGAUAUGGUGCUUUCAUGGUCCCGUCAAGACGGCAUCUUUAAUCACAAUCUCUACAGGCAUCAGGUGGAGACAAUUCCGGAUGUGUUCCCAAGUGCCGAAAAAUAUCUAUCUUCAUUUUUCUUCCCAUUGCUGGAAGAAACUCACUUCGAACUGGCUUCUGCCUUCGAGGAUGCCUACAGAGCACCAUAUGCGAAUGUAACUCGGCUUCAUGAGUGGAAGAAGAAGGAUAAAUUUUACGAAGUGAACGUAGAUCAUUGGACGAACAUUGGCAAAGAUAGUGAUGGAAAACCAUACCGAACCUUGCCGGGCGACAUUCUCCUAGUUUCGGACAGGAAACCAGAAAAUGCAUCUGAUAUGCGGCGUACUGGUUGGACUUAUACAUUGGCAUCUGUAAUACAAGUUUCUGACAAACAAGGUGAUGACGAUGAAGAAGGUGACGAUGCCAUUUCAUCACCCGUUGCAUUCAAAAUGGAAACAGCUGUCGCCAUGGACGUCGAGUUUGUAAAAAACAGGUCAUUUUAUGUCAUUCACUUAAUGAAUGUGACCUCCAAUAAAAGAAUCUGGAAUGCACUUAGGAUGCAUCGGAAUAUGAAGAUCAUCUCAAAAGUGUUGGACAGGAAUGCCUUGGAUGAUGAAGUCUGUGAAUUCUGUCAUCCCAAAUCAGAGGGCGAAAUGGGAGAGAUUCUUGGCUCUGUUUUAAUGUCGAAGCUGAAUGAAUCACAGAGGGAGGCGAUUUUCGCGACUCUGUGCAAAAUCGAAUGUGACCACAAGCCAUCUGUGGAGCUCAUCUGGGGGCCUCCAGGAACUGGAAAAACUGCUACACUAAGUAUGUUGUUGUUUGGGCUAUUGAAAAUGGGCGUUAGGACAUUAGUUUGUGCACCGACGAAUGUGGCGAUUACUGAACUGGCCUCGCGGCUUGUGGCAUUGGUGAGGAACUCUGUCGAGGAUGACGUGAUUUGUCCUUUAGGGGACAUUCUUCUCAUGGGAAAUAAGGAUAAUCUGAAAAUUGGAUCAGACAUUGAGGAGAUCUUCUUGGAUAACCGUGUUAAAGCUCUCUUCAAUUGUUCCCUUGCUGCAACUGGCUGGAGGGGAUCGGUUUCGGCCAUGCUUGAUUUUCUUAACAAUGCUGUGGCUCAACACGAAGUCUAUGUAGAAAAUGAGCUCAUCAAAGUGAAGGAGGGUCUACAUGAUGAUGGCCAGGAACCUGCUAUCAAAUCAUUUCUAGAAUUCGCCAGGGAAGGAGUCGAAAAGGUGGCCCCAAAUCUACGAAGUUCGCUGAUAACAUUAGUUACUCAUCUGCCAAGAAGUUGCAUAUCUGAGAGCAAUGUUGAGCUCAUUGUUCAGCUAAUGUCUCUUCUUGAGUCCAUCGAAGCUUUGUUGUUCGACGAUCGUAGCAUGACAUCCGAGAAGUUGAAGAUGAUCUUUCAGACAAGUGGUUCGGAGGAGUCAGUAAACACAUCAUCGUUGAUAUGUAUCAGAAGCCAGUGCAUUUCUAUUUUGAAGUAUCUUCACUCUUCCCUCACCAAACUUGUCGACAAUGGAAUUUCUAAUAAAGGUUCCUGUAUAAGAAAAGCUCAAUUAAUAUUUUGCACGGUUUCAUCCUCCUACAAGCUGCAUUCAGUUGAUAAGGAGAAAUUUAAAUUGUUGGUCAUCGAUGAGGCUGCGCAAGUGAAGGAGGCUGAAUCGAUCAUCGCCCUUCAGAUCCCUGAGGUGACACAUUGUGUUCUUGUGGGCGACGAAUGCCAACUAACUGCGAUGGUCAGCAGCGAGUUGGCUAAAGAAGCUGGCUUUGAGAGAAGUCUUUUUGAAAGAUUAAGCUCAUUGGGUCAUAAGAAAUAUUUACUUAAUAUGCAAUACAGAAUGCAUCCAUUAAUUAGUAGGUUCCCCAAUUCGACUUUCUACAGCAACCUCAUAUUAGAUGCACCUGUCGUGCGACGUGAAAGCUAUGAGAGACACUACCUUGAAGGUAGGAUGUUCGGUUCCUAUUCCUUCUUGGACGUUCGUGGAGGGAAAGAGGAAUUCGACGAUGUCAGGAGCAGUAGAAGAAAUAUGGUUGAGGUAGCCGUAGCAGUGAUUAUUGUGAAGAAACUCUUUAAAGCAUGGCAGUCAAAGUUUCCUACAGAGAAACUUAGCAUUGGUUUAGUGUCUCCCUACAAUUCUCAAGUUGCAGCUAUUCGAGAUAGAAUUGGAAAGAAGUAUGACAAUUUUGAUGGCUUUGCGGUUAAGGUGAAGUCCAUUGAUGGAUUUCAAGGCGGAGAGGAAGAUAUCAUAAUUAUAUCAACUGUGAGGUCGAAUAACGUUGAAUCUAUUGGUUUCUUGUCUAGUCCUCAACGAGCAAACGUUGCACUGACCAGAGCACGGCACUGUCUCUGGAUUUUAGGAAACGAAAGAACAUUGUGCAAACCAGGUUCAGUAUGGGAAGCUUUGAUAAAUAAUGCCAAGCUUCGUGACUGCUUCUUCAUUGCCGAUGAAGAUGAAGAUAUUGGAAAGACUAUCGUAGAUGUCAAGAAAGAUUUGGAUCAGCUCGAUGAAUUUCUAACUUCGGACAGUAUACUAGUUCAGAAGUGUAGAUGGAAGGUUAUAUUCAGCGACAACUUCCGCAAGUCAUUUCAGAAGUUGAAACCUUCAUAUGUUAAAAAGCUGGCUGUAGCGAAGCACUACAUUUUGUGCACCAUUGAUCUUACAAAAGAAUCUUACUACAAGCAAGUUCUGAAAGUUUGGGACAUAUGUCCUGAGGCCGGGGUGCCAAAAGUUUUGCCACUCCUUGAAGGAAUAUUAGCCAUGUUAACGGACGAUUUUAUAAGCCACUGCAAUGAGAAACUAAUCGAGGGUACUUUGGAAGUGCCUAAGACUUGGUGGAAAGCUAAGGAUAUAAUCCGUUACAAGAAUGCAAGUGAUGCUAACUCCAACGACAGCAAAAGUGCUUCUGCUGCUGACUGCCCAAGUUGUGUUGAGAAUUCGAAAGUUAAUGAAAGCUUGCUUUUGAUGAAAUUUUAUUCCUUGUCUCCUGCCAUUGUCAAUCAUUUACUCUCUGAUUCCAAGGAUCAAGAAGUUGAUCUCCCGUUCGAUGUCACCGAUGAGGAGCGCGAAAUCAUAGAAUUUUGUCGGAGCAGCUUCAUAUUGGGAAGAUCUGGCACAGGAAAAACAACUAUAUUAACUAUGAAGAUUUUCAAGAAGCUACAGCAGUACUGCAUUGUCUCUCAAGAUUUUCAAACAUCAGGUGGAUCGAGGGACAAUGUUUUGCGCCAGCUUUUCGUGACUGUGAGUCCCAAGCUCUGCUAUGCUGUAAGAAAGCAUGUAUCUCGACUUAAAAGCUUUGCAAGUGGAGGCUUCUCUGGAGAUGACGACAUAGAAGACUUUGAUGACAUGAUCGGGUUUAAAGAUAUUCCGGACACUUUUGUUGGCAUCAGUACAGACAAGUACCCGCUGGUAAUAACAUUUCACAAGUUUCUGAUGAUGCUCGAUGGAACCAUCGGGAAUUCGUAUUUUCAGAGGUUUCGCGACCUCCGUCGUUCCCUUCAAAAGGAUGGUGGAAGAUCAGUUGCGCUGGAUGCGUUCCUAAGGAAUAAUGAGGUCACCUUCGACCACUUCCGGUCGUCCUACUGGCCUCGUUUCAAUUCUAGUCUCACAAAGAGCCUUGAUCCUUCGAGAGUGUUCACUGAAAUCAUGUCUCAUAUCAAAGGAGGUCUUCCGGAAGGUGAAAACUGCGACAGCAAGAGAAGCAGAGAUGCUUACCUUUCUUUGUCUGACAGCCGAGUGUCGACAUUAAGUGUAGACCAAAGGGAUAUGAUAUAUGACAUCUAUGAGAGCUAUGAGAAAAUGAAAAAGACUCGCGGCGAAUUUGAUAUGGCGGACUUUGUGUUGGAUGUUCUUCGCCGGCUCGAAGAGUCAGGGGAUCUUCCCGGCGACAAAAUGGACUUUGUCUACAUUGAUGAGGUGCAGGACCUCACCAUGAGACAAAUAUGCCUUUUCAGGUAUAUAUGCAGCAAUGUCGACGAAGGUUUUGUUUUCUCUGGCGACACAGCGCAGACUAUUGCUCGAGGGGUAGACUUUCGGUUUGAAGACAUUAGAUCUUUAUUCUACAAUGAGUUUUACAUGAAGUCGAACAGCUCAAAAUCUUCGGAAAGAAAUGUGAAAGGGGUGAUAUCUGAUAUCUUUAGCCUAUCACAAAAUUUCCGGACUCACAUUGGAGUACUUAGAUUAGCACAAAGUGUGACUGAUCUCAUUUCCCAUUUCUUCCCACAAUCCAUCGAUGUUUUGGCUCCGGAGACGAGUCUCAUAUAUGGCGAGCCCCCUAUUUUUCUGGAACCUGGCUGCGAUGAGAACUCGAUUAUACCAAUUUUUCAGAAUAGUGCUAGUGCCGGUGAACAAUGGGUUGGAUUUGGCGCAGAUCUGGUCAUACUCGUAAGAGAUGAUUCUGAAAAAAUGGAAAUCUCGAAGUAUGUUGGCAAUCAAGCUCUUGUUCUCACGAUACUUGAGAGUAAAGGCCUCGAGUUUCAGGAUGUUUUGUUGUACAACUUUUUUAGUUCUUCGCCUUUGAGGAACCAGUGGAAAGUUGUAUAUGAAUUUUUGAAAGAAAGAGAGCUUCUUGAUGAUGACUCUCCCAAGUCCUUUCCGAGCUUUAGCCAAUCCAGGCACAAUUUGUUGUGCUCUGAGUUGAAGCAACUUUAUGUUGCAAUUACCCGAACUCGGCAGAGGCUGUGGAUCUGUGAGAACACUGAGGAAGUGUCGAAGCCAUUGCUCGAUUACUGGAAGAAAUUGUGCCUUGUGCAGGUGAAGAAGCUCGAUCCAUCGCUAGCGCAAGCUAUGCAAAAGGUGAGCAGCGCCGAGGAGUGGAAGUCACAAGGAAUGAAGCUAUUUAUGGAAAAUAACUUCGAGGUGGCGUCUAUUUGCUUCGAAAAAGCUGGCGAAGUAAUGUGGGCGAAACUGGCCAAAGCUUCUGGUCUUAGAGCUUCAGCCUUCUCUUUUAGAGGUACAAAUCCUUCCAAGGCAAGCAUGAUGCUUCUAGAAGCUGCCGAGAUAUUCGAUUCCAUUGGUAGAGCUGAUUCUGCCGCAGAAUGCUUUUAUGACUUGGAACAAUAUGAAAGAGCUGGAAAUAUAUAUCUGCAGAUGGGUAGCUUGUCCGAGUUAAGGAAAGCCGGUGAAUGUUUUUGUUUAGCUCGAAAUUACAGAACUGCAGCUGAAGCUUUCGCCAAGGGGAAGUUUUUCAAGGAGUGCUUAACUGCCUGCUUUAAAGGAAGUAUGUUUGACUUGAGCUUGCAGUUCAUCAAGUCGUGGAAACAGGAAGUGUCAAGGAAUAGUUUGAUCAUGGCAAGAACCAACGAGAUCAACGAAAUUGCAGAUGAUUUCGUAAAAAAAUGUGCCAUGAUCUUUCACCGAAGAAAGGACAACAAAAUGCUGAUGAAGUUCAUUGAAGCUUUUCCGACGAUGGAGUCCAAACGCAACUUCUUAGAGUCUUUGAAACGGCUCGACGUUCUUAUAGUUUUGGAGGAAGGAUUGGGAAACUUCGACGAGGCUGCUGUUAUUGCCAAGCGUAUUGGGGACACUACGCGCGAGAUUGAUCUACUUGAAAAGGCAGAACAGUUCGAAAAUGCUGCCGGGCUUGCUCUAUGUUAUGUGCUCACGAAUUCUCUAUGGCUGCCCGGAGAUGGUAAGGAAUGGCCACUCAAGUCGUUCCCGAAGACGGAACUCCUUUUAGCUAAAGCAAAAUCGAUUGCGCAGAGAGUUUCCGAGGCAUAUCAUUCUUCGGUCUGCUCUGAGGCGCGAGUUUUGUCCCAUGGGAUGAUAAGCCUUCCUGAAUUGAUGCGAUGCUACGUUACUUCGAAGCAAAAUGGGACUGAUGUAGGCGAAAUAAUCGCCAUCCGGAAGCUUCUGGAUGCUCACAUGGAAGUACUUCCUGCGAACCUGAAAAGCGAGGUCGAAGUUGAUGUUACUCCAGAUUUGUUUGAGGAAAGGAUUUUGCGGAGUCAUCUCUCGAUUGCUACGCUAUUUUACGUCUGGAAUUUAUGGAAGGCGAAGAGUUUGGAGAUCUUGGAGUGCUUAAACUCUCUCGGGAGUAUGGAUUUCAUUGAAUGUGCAGGCAUUGUUCGAUUUUGCUUCAACUAUUUCGGAGUGAGGUUGCUGGAUGAUAAGAGUUUAAAAUGCAUUGUUUUGAACUGCGACGCCGCAUGGUUGAAGAAUGUCGACGGGAGCUCUUUGGUGCGCAGCGGAAAGCUAAUGAUACUCAAUGCUCGCCAUUUUGCAUCCGCAGCUCGGAAGCAUUGGCAGCAGGAAUUUCUUUCUGUGGGAUUACGCGUGCUGGAAAUUCUGAAAUCAUUUUACAGGCUUCCUGCGUCGAAGGGCUUGUCGAAAGACUGUUUGAACAUAUGCUUGAUUUAUAUUUUCGACAUUGCGAAAUUCUUCGUCGAAAAGAAAUCGUAUGCUGCGAAGAAAGCUGAAGCGGGGAAGCUGCAGGGUUACGUCGAACUCUCGAUGAACUACUUCGAAAAUGCUUUCCCUUUGGAUCCACGGCAGUCGUUGUCCGAAAACAUGGUUUAUACUAGGGGAACUCAACUUUCGAAGAAUCUACUUGAGCACGUUAUCGAUAUUAAUAUUAGCAAUUUGGGUGACGAGAUCACAUACGGGCAGCUCGGACGAGUGACGAUGAUCCUACUCGGAUCGGGCAUGCCUUCACACGACAUUCGUUGUCUGAUUGCCGAAAGGCUUGGUAAGAGUUCUACAUGUUGGAAGCCUUUCUUCGAAAAUCUUGCUGAGUAUUUGCGAUGUGGGCAUCGAGAAGUAGUGAGUUACGAGCUUUACAGAGCAUUAGAGGAAGCUUACAACGUGAAUUGGACGGCGAAGGAUUAUAUAUCUCCCAAGUGUUUCUUCUAUCUCGUCGAAAGGCUUUUGAUUUUGGUUCCUUACGGUUCGAGCUUCUUCUUCGCUUCAAAGUCUUCAUUUUGCGAAUACCUAUUGUGUCUGAAUUCUGAUGUGGAUCCGGCCGCCAUGUUGGUUCCGGAGGAGCUGAUCGAUGUUGGAAAUGCUCUGAAUUUCGUCUAUGACUGUGUUCUGGAAUGUCUGAAUGAUCCUAAGACUACUGCGAAAUGGAUUGAGAAGUCGGCAGUCGACUGCAAGUACUAUUUUCCAGUGCUGUUUCUGAGGUUGUUCUUGAUUCUUCUUCUGCUAUGUCUGAACUCGAGGUUUGACAUAGGCGUGGUAACUAAGUUGCUAAGGCUUCCGUACAUCAGAUCGCAGCUGCCGAAUCAUUUUUGUGAUAUGCUUUGUAAUCGGAGGUUAUGGGACGAGGAGUCGAAGGUGGAUGUUGUUGCGGCAGCGUUCAAGUCUGUCGGGGAUCCUCUUGUGGUAGUUUCGGUGACUGGGAAUUGCCCGAAAUCGUCGUGUCCGAAGGAUGCCAUUGCAAUCGAACUAGAGUCAUUUAAGACGCGUGAUGAGGCUGUAAGAAGGCUUUUUGUCUGUGACAGGUUGAGCUGCAGCAGCAGCAUUCUCGAAUCGAAAUCGGAAGCUGAUGAUAAUCCAGAUGCUCCUGCAGCUGCUAAUGGUGAAUGCAUCAGCAGCAGUGAUGGUGGUUUUGUUGCAGGCGAAGAUGAAGGUGUCGAGAGUAUAACCACUUUGAAGGCUGCUGAUAAUUCAGAUGCUGCUGCUGCUGCUGCUUUUAAUGGCGAAUACAUCGACGAGCACGAUGGAGAUGAAGAUGAAGAGAACAAGUGUAGAACUGCUGCUGUUGAGGUUGAAGAGGAAGAGGAAGAGGAAGAGGAAGAGGAAGAUAAUUUGGUAGCUGGGGCUGGGAAUGGAUGA
Messenger RNA from Andrographis paniculata, 7836 nucleotides. RefSeq lists its product as uncharacterized. Gene Ontology annotation, molecular function: helicase activity; protein binding; ATP binding. NCBI's taxonomy places the organism in Eukaryota, Viridiplantae, Streptophyta, Magnoliopsida, Lamiales, Acanthaceae. Bases 1 to 7836 code for a protein of 2611 amino acids. The transcript is spliced from 12 exons. The record is from RefSeq and is a predicted model, not a curated record.